This is a messenger RNA of Trichoplax adhaerens, 5229 nucleotides long. RefSeq lists its product as uncharacterized. The transcript has 2 exons. The record is from RefSeq and is a predicted model, not a curated record. Bases 1 to 5229 code for a protein of 1742 amino acids. Lineage: Eukaryota; Metazoa; Placozoa; Uniplacotomia; Trichoplacea; Trichoplacidae.
AUGGAAGAUUUAAAAACUCAAUUAGAUGAAAAAACCACUGCAUUAAAAAACCUGCAACAAUAUCAUGAUAAGAUGCAAGAAGAUGCUAAAGAGGAAACUGAAGCCCUAAUUUCUCAAGUUAAAAGUUUACAAGAUCAACUACUUGAGGUGAAUGAUCUUAUGGAAGUAAAAAGUCUAGAAACGCUGAAUAGAGAUCAAAAUGAAACGGAUAAACUAGAUGCAAUGAUCAAGCGUAAUAAGAAUUUGGAACAAACAAUUUCAAACCUUUGGGAAAAGUUAGAACAGAAGAACAAUGAAUUAAAAUCUUUUGUUAAUAAUAGUGGUAAUUAUAUAUCUCCGUUAUCCAACGCGGAAAACACAUUAAAUCCUACGCAACAAAGCUUAUUAGAUUUACCAAGUGCUCAAAUAUCAUUUCAAGCUCUAUUAUCCAAGUUAAUGCUUCCAUCUGAUUUACAAACUGAUCUAUAUAAUUCAUUUCAUCAGUACUAUAACUCGGUCAGUUGUCUUCACAAUUUAUUUGAACUAGAUGACAACGCCAUAUUAAAAUCGGAUGGAAAAGACGAAAGUAAAAUUGCAACCAAUGAAAGUAAUACUGAUUUAGUUGAAAAGUUAAAAUAUCGCCUUCAAGGAAUCGCAAGCUCGAUACAAUCUAUUGCUCAGUAUAUUUAUAAAUUAAGUCAAGCGUUAGGUGUGGAUGGAAUUAAAAAUAAUCGUAAUUUGGAUACAGCUAACAGUAAAGAUCAUGAUUUAGAAGAAAUCAAAUCUCAGCUACAUCAAAAUUAUAAUGAAAUUAUCCAGUGGAUUUCAAUACAGAAUUCGUUAGCUGUUGAAAAAAUUCAAAAAUCAAAAGACCAACGUAUACAACAACUAGAAGAAGCUAUUAAUAAUCAAGAUAAUCAAUUAAUUCAAUUAAAUCAAAUGAAAGAUAAAUUUGAAAACGAAUUGCUAACUCAAGAUCGACAAAGUACCAAUCAUAUUGAUAAACUAACUCAAAAAUUAACCGAUUUUAAGGAUGAAAAUUCUCAUUUAAAUCGUAAAUGCCUAGAACUUGAAAGUUUAUUAAAAAAGGCUACUGAUGACUUUCACCAGAAAAAUAAAUCGUAUGUACAACAGUGUCAAGGUAUCCAAUUUAAAAUUGAGGAUAUGAUCGUUACCAAUCGACAAGAACUUGAUCUACUACAGAAAGAAUACGAAUUAAAUAAUUCAAUAGAUGGCGUAACAGCAGAUAGUGGUAACAAUUCUAUUCAAUUGCUUGACACCGAAGAAAUUAAGAUUCAGCGUAAAGAGUCGUUGAAAGAGUUAGAAAUGAAAUGGGAAGAAUUACUUCAUAGUGCUAAGAUGGAAAUUGUAUCACUUAAAGAACAACAUAAUCAUGAAAUACAACUUCUUGAUGAAAAAUAUCGUGCAGAUGUUGAUAAAUUACAAAAGAAAUUAGAAGAUAAGCCAUUCAAUGAAGCUGAAAAUAAGAAUCAAGAAGAAGAACUAAUAUCAUCUAAUUAUGGUAAUGUUGUACUGCGAAAAAAGAAUCGGAAGCAAAAUAAUAUGCGUCCUUGGAAUACUAAUAUCAAGUCCGAUCAAGCCAUUAAGUCGGCACUACUGAACGGCGAUCAAUCACAGCCGUCAUCGUCAAUAGUUACAGACAAAUUGAAUAUAAAUACUAACCGUAUUGAAAAUUUAAAAGUGCAAUUUCAUCAAGAGAUCACUAAUUUGCUCACUCAAAUUGAUCGCUUAAUUGUUAGUGAAAAUGCAGAUAAUCAACAAUUGCAAGCAUGGGCAACUGCAAUUCAACAACUUCAUACGGUUUAUCAAGCUGAAGUGGAUCUUUUAUUUCAAGAAUAUAAAAUUUUACAGCAGUCAUUAUCGAUUGACAAACAACAAAUAAUUGAUAACUUAACUAAGCAACAUCAUGAAAAUAUACAAAAAUUGAAGGAAACACUUGCUGCUGAAGCAGCAGAAAAUGAUUCAGUUAAGAGAAAAGAACUUGAAGAUCAUUUUAAUGAAAAUUUGAUUAAUGUAACUGAAACUAUAGAAAAGCAAUGUCAACAACAUUACAAGGAAGAAUUAUCUAUCAUACAGAAACAAAUGAAUAAAGAAAUAGAUGACAUGAAAAAGAGACAUCAUCAAGAAUGGCUUGAUUCACAAGAUAAGGAAAUCAAUUUUUCAUUAGCACUAGAAAAUUUAUCUGUGGAUCAGCAAAAUUAUCAUCAAAUAUUACUUAAGAAAGAGGAUGAAAUAUCGUCUAGAUUGGAGCAAUUUUGCGUUACCGAAUUGGAAUUGUUGAGAAAUAAGUUAAGUACACUUGAUGAUAAAACAUCAAUUAUCGAUCAGUUGCAAGACAGCUUGCUUCACUAUAAACGUACCAUGUUACAAUUCAUGUUUGAAGAAAUACAGAAAUAUUACCAAAGUCAUCAAGAUGUAAUAAACACAUAUCAUCACAAAGUGGAAGCAAAAAUGAUGAAUCUAUACCAACAAGGUCUGGAUAGUGUACGUCAACAACAUGAAGAUAAUAUGAAAAAGAUAAAAGAGGAAACUACAGCAACUUUAACAUCACAUCAUGAAGUAGCUAUGGCCCAGUUGAAAGAUAAUUACCAAAAGGAACUAUUAAGUAAGAUGGAAUCGGCAAGGAUCUCUUUAACGGCAAAAUUAAAUGAACAACAUGAAGAAGAAUUAAAUAAUUUACGUAAUCAUUUGCAAGAUACUUAUGAAAAUAGCAUUAGGGUAGCAUUGGAUGAAUUAAAACGAAAAGAAAAACUAUCUCAGGAAAAAUUUGAUGAAAGAGUUGAAAAAACCGUCGAUGAACUACUUGAACAACGAUUGAUGCAAUAUAAUAAUGAAAUAAAAAAAUUGCAUGAUCAAACCAUUGAUUUGGAGAGAAAGUUAGCCGAGCAACAAAAUAUCAAUGCUUUCGCAAAUGUUGAGAACGGCUCUCAGAAUGUUGAAAUUAUUACUAACGAUACAAUAGAUAAUGCAAAUGAUCAUACUAAAGAAAAAUCAAGAGAUGUUCAAAUGCAAGAAAGUAAAUUAACUGAUGGAAAUGCAGAGGAUAUAAAACCUAUAACAGAUUUUCCCCGUGACUAUCAAUCUAUCGUCAGCUCAAUUGAAUAUUUACUGAACAUUUCGAGAUAUCAUGCGUCUAUGGAUAGCAAUAAAGAUAGCGAUAAUAAUAAUACAUUAUCAUUGUUAUUAACAGAAAUGGUAUUUGAAUAUCUCAAGAAGUUGGUACGUGGCCAAAAGACUGGAAAGCAAGAGCUUUCAGAGUCGGAAGUGGAAAAAAUUUGUGCUUUAAUAGAAGAAUUAGAAAAGAAAUGGACAAAGAUUACACGUGAUGAUUGGAUAUCAGUGAUUAAUAGUAGCGCUUUAAUAUCGUCUCAGAAAGAUGAUUUUAACCUUUAUGAUGCUUUACCAUACACUUUAACAACACUUAAAAAUCUCAUAUCAAGCAAUACGAAUGAUACAGAUGAAAUAUCAGUACAGGGAAAUGAUUCUUCGAAGUUACGUUCACCUCAUUAUUUGGUGGUAAUUCUCGAAACUGUAUCUCAGCUUCUAUUAGUAAACGCUUUGGAAUUAGCACUUAAUUGCAAAUCACUAAGUAACAGUAAAAGUAACAGCAAUUAUAAUGGAGGGCUUGUUACGGUUUCUACUACAGAAGGUAGACAGUCCUUUCCUCCGUUAUAUAAAGAUUUUAUGUUGCAAUUAAUAUCGCAAUUGGAAUCAAUGAAAAAAGACUUAAAACAGGUUCUUGAGUAUUUUAGUACGAUGAAUCAUGGUACUACUGAAGUUACUGCCUCAACGAUGAGGCAAUAUUUGCAGCCAAUGUUGAAGAAAAUCAUGCAAUUUAUUGGAGAUCCGACUGUAGUGGAAGAGACGUCUCGUCCUAGACUUGCUGAUGAGCAUAUGAAAGCGCCAACUAUUGCAGAUAAUGGUAAGAAUAAUAAUGGCAGCGUAGAAGAAAUCAAUCUGAAAAUAGAUCGAAAAGUUAUAACCUCCAAAAAUUUGACAAGGGAUCAUUUUAAUUACCUUGAAGCUAUGAUUGUUCAAAACUAUCAAUUUGAUCGAAUACUCGAUUUAGAAAUUGAUAGAAAGUCGGUUGUUUACAGUCAAAUUCAACUAGUAGUUGACAAGGAGUGUUUGGCUUUCGAAAAGCGCUGUAAGGCUCGGUUACAACAACAACUUGAUUCAACCUUCACUAGUAAUGAAAUUAAUAUUUUAAUGGAGCAAUGUAAUAAAGCUAUAAAGGAAAUACAAAGAUACAGAAAUCAAUUGACGACUGAGUCAAAUUCUAAAAGUGUUAAUGAUUUGAACGUUGCUAAAGAAAAAUUUUAUUCCGAUUUAGUAUCGCAAAAACAAUUUGCAACGUGGCAACGCCACCGUAUUGAUGAUGAAAUAAUCUGUUCAUUAAUCAUUAAAGAAUUGUUUAUAAUGCAAUUAGAUCAACUUGGUAAACAACAGGAAUGCUUGCUUCAUAAAUUAGAGAAAGAUGAAACAUUUACUAUGCAGCAGAAAUCGAUUAUUAAUCAAUUGGAUGUGUUGGAUAGCGAUUUGCAACAAGAGAACCGGUUAUUACGAGAUUGGUUAGUUGAAGGUGAUACAUAUGGAUAUAAUAACUAUACAACUAAGUCAGAUCAGUUGGACUAUAAUUCUUAUCCGUCAAAUAGUAGUGAUCAUUCUACUAUAUCUUCAUAUGUAUUGAUCAAUAAUAUGAGCAAAAAAGGAACGGAAUUGAGUUCAUAUUCUACCGGGCAAAAUAGCGAGCAGGAGAGUAAGGCAUAUUCUCGAAAUGUUAGUGCAAGUACACCGAUAGAAUCUUCGUUUAAGAGGGUUAGCUUUACAUCCCCGGCUCGUUCAAACAAUAAUGUUUCGUCCUGUAAGAGAAGUCCAUCAAACGAAGGUAGCCUUAACUUGGGUAGUAAACUAACUGACAGCAGCCUAGCGAGCUCGUCGUUUGGCUAUCAUGUCAAUGACGCUAAUACUUUCUAUAGCUCGAAAAGCAGUAGAGAUAAAUACAGCUAUCACUCGAUAUCCAAUAUUGCGUCUCCGACUUCAAAUGAAUUAAACACUCUUACAAGCUAUAAUUCUCGAAAUCAAUCAAAUCAUAGUCGUUCUAGUCUAUAUCGUCAACAGAGACUAACUCACAAUUCAAAAUAUUGGGAAGAAAUACAAAACCUUCGUCAAGAUCUCGCUCUUCAUCAGCAUUUGCGGUCACAGCAGGAUAUAUUUAAUCUCAAGUAA